AUGAGAGCUCGUACACAGAUUCCGCAGACAUUAUCAUACGUUGAAGGGGCGACAAUCCUUCUUCGCGGAGGGGGCGACAGGGGACCAAUCUGUCUGCAAACUAUAGUAUUUUGUGGCAUCGAUCGUAGCAUGCCUGGUGUCUGGUGCUUUCUCUAUGCAGGAGGUGAUACCGUUCUGUCGGGCUUGUCGUCGUUGUUGUCGCGGGACGUUGCAAACUUUGUCGGGGGUGAUAGGCGACCCAUAACCUAUCGGUGGCUGUGGUGUUGA
Messenger RNA from Colletotrichum truncatum, 267 nucleotides. NCBI's taxonomy places the organism in Eukaryota, Fungi, Ascomycota, Sordariomycetes, Glomerellales, Glomerellaceae. The record is from RefSeq and is a predicted model, not a curated record.